Messenger RNA from Gilbertella persicaria, 789 nucleotides. RefSeq names its product S-adenosyl-L-methionine-dependent methyltransferase. Bases 1 to 789 code for a protein of 262 amino acids. The transcript is spliced from 2 exons. Gene Ontology annotation, molecular function: S-adenosylmethionine-dependent methyltransferase activity. The record is from RefSeq and is a predicted model, not a curated record. Lineage: Eukaryota; Fungi; Mucoromycota; Mucoromycetes; Mucorales; Choanephoraceae.
AUGACAAAUCAGGAUCAUUGGUCUGCUUCUAACUAUGCCAAACAUGCUUCUUUUGUACCUAAAUUAGGCUCAAUUAUUCUUGAUAUGCUGGACCCACAACCGAACGAACACGUACUUGAUUUUGGUUGCGGCGACGGUAUUUUAACAGAAAAACUUGCCACACGUUGUCAAAAAGUCACAGGGAUUGAUGCCAGUCAGGACAUGAUUCAUAGUGCCGUUGAGCAGCAAAAGGCUAGUAAUAUUGGGUAUCAUGUUGUCGAUGGCUACGAUCUUGAUACUUGGUUUAAUCAACAGAAAUUAUCCCAUUAUGAUGCUGUCUUCUCAAAUGCUACCCUUCAUUGGCUAAAGAAAGACCCUGUGAAAGCAAUUCGAAAUAUUCAUCAAGUAUUGAAGCCCCAAGGUCGUUUUGUUGCUGAAAUGGGUGGGUUUAUGAACGUUGGAGAGAUGCAUUCUGCUUUGAUUGCUGGUUUAAACAAAAGAGGAUUUGACGGUCAAGCCAUUUCUCCUUGGUAUUUCCCUUCAGAUGAAGCCUACACUAAACUGCUUGAAGAAAAUGGUUUCCGUGUAGUUGAAGCCCAGUUGGUGCCUCGUAUGACAGUCCUUAAUACAGAUAUUGCUGGCUGGAUUGAGACAUUUGGUUUUGAAUUUUUGAAGCCUUUAGCUACUGAACAAGAGCGCAAGCAACUUGCUCAAGAAGUGCAAAACUAUCUCCAACCUUGCUAUCAAAGACAGGAUGGUAAAUGGGUCGUUAUGUAUGUCAGACUUCGUGUUAUUGCAACAAAGAAUUAA